UCCAGACUCGAUAUACAGUGGAUUUCACGCCACUCGUCCUGUACGCUCGUCGCCUGGUUACAUCAGUGCGCUAUCUUGGUAUAAACGGAAGGCUUUUAUUUUUCAUCAGAAGGCUAUCUGAACAGAUUAACUUUCCCGGAACAAGUAGCUAGUUACAAUAGCAGCCGAAUUUGUUAUCUGGGAAAGACGUAUCGGACCGCACAAUGCGGGGAAACGGGACUCGUUCGCUACGCGGUAGCUGAGCUACUAUCCGCUAGUUACCCCGAGUCAGAAAGGGCAGUUGUACUGUUAUGUUUUCCGACUGUAAGCUGUAGCGUCAGUGCUUGGAAUAGGCCAGUCAAAAUAUAUGCAACUGGGUUAAAGACAGUUCAGUCGCUACUGCUUGACCGCAGGACAUCGCCCCCAGCCCCAGGGAGGAACUCAAAUCCGUGGCUCCGAAACCGGCCUGAACAGCAAGUCUUUCCUCGUGUGAGAAACUUGUAUAGUUGUUGGUAUGACGAUUCAGCUUAAUGUAGCGAGUGCAGCUGGAGAAAUGUUCAAAGUGUAAAGGGAAUAAUUUCUUCGCUACAACUGGUUUAGCAAUUUUAAAAAUCCAGAAUGGCGUCUUACGUGGACAGUAGUUUUCGAAACGCGAUUAUGAAGAACCCGACCGACAGGACGCAACAGGACCUACAAAUAGUAUACUCCUAUCUGCAUGGCAUGGAAGCACUGUCAAAUCUGAGAGAGCACCAGCUCAGGUUGAUGUGUGAAUCAGUUCGGUAUGAACAGCACGAUGCCAAUGAGGUUUUGUACUACCCGGAUGACCUCGGCACGUGCUGGUACAUCCUGUUGUCCGGCUCCGUCUUUAUAAAGGAGUCCAUGUUUCUGCCGCGCAGCAGCUUUGGGAAGCGCUCUGCAGGUGGCCUGCGUCGAGGGUGCGAGUGUAUAGUCCUUGAGGCUUCAGAAAUGAUAGUGGUGGACUACAUGGAGGACAGUGACGAGUACUUUCACAGACAGGCAUCGCAGCGGCAGUCCAGGAGAAGGUUCCGGAAAAUAAACCAGCGCGGAGAGAGACAGACCAUCAUCGACACGGUUGAGCAUUAUCCCGCCAGCAAGCCUCCCCUGCCACCAGGCUACCACACGGAAUGCUCAAAAUCCCAGCUUCCUGCAGAUUUUUCUAAGAUCCACCUCUCGGACAAUCUCCACUUGCACGUGUCCUCCAGCCAGUCGCGUUCCAGCAUCACCAGUGAUUCGGGAAGCAGUAGCCUGUCAGAUAUUUACCAGGCUACUGAGAGUGAGUGCGGUGAUGUGGAUCUCAGCGGGUUGCCUGAAACAGCAGUGGACUCGGACGAUGAUGAUGACGAUGAAGAUGUGGGGAGGUCCGGGGACCCCCUCAUGAGUCGAGAUAUAGUGAGGGACUGCCUGGAAAAGGACCCCAUGGACCGCACAGACGACGACAUCGAGCAGUUGCUGGAGUUUGUUCAGCAGCUGCCGGCUUUUGCCAGUCUGAGCGUGUCUGUAAGGAGGGAGCUGUGUACUGUCAUGGUGUUUGCCGUUGUGGAGCGUGCUGGAACCAUCGUGCUAAACCACGGCGAGGAGCUGGACUCAUGGUCAGUUAUCCUGAAUGGAGCUGUGGAGGUGAUGUAUCCAGAUGGACAGUGUGAGACAGUUGGCAUGGGAGGCAGUUUCGGGGUCUCCCCCUCCAUGGACAAAGAGCUGAUGGUCGGCAUCAUGAGGACUAAAGUGGACGACUGCCAGUUUGUGUGUAUAGCCCAGCAGGACUACUGCUGCAUUCUGAACCAGGUGGAGCAGAACACUCAGAGGCUGGAGGAGGAGGGCGAGAUUGUCAUGGUGAAGGAGCAUCGGGAACUCGACCGCACAGGGACCCGCAAGGGUCACAUCGUUGUCAAGGGCACAUCAGAGCGGCUCAUCCAGCAUUUAGUGGAGGACCACACCGUGGUGGACCCCACGUACAUCGAGGACUUCCUGCUUACCUACCGCACCUUCCUGUCUAGUCCUCUCAUUCUGGGCCAAAGAAUGCUGGACUGGUUCAAUGACCCUAGUUUACGUGAUAAGGUGACAAGAGUCAUAUUGCUGUGGGUCAAUAACCACUUCAGUGACUUUGAGGGAGACCCUGGCAUGACCACCUUCCUGGAGGAGUUUCAGAACUGUUUGGAAAGAGAAAAGAUGACUGGCCAGCUGCGUCUCCUGAACAUCGCAUGUGCUGCUAAGGCCAAACCACGUUUGGUCUCCAUCACAAGGGCCUCUCGGGAAAUGGCCCUUCCCUUCACUCUGAUUGGUGGUGCAGAGCGGGGGACACGCCUUUUCAUUAACAGUGUAGAAGUGGGCAGUAAGGCAGAGGAGGCGGGGCUUAAGCGUGGAGAUCAGAUAUUGGAGGUUAAUGGACAGACAUUUGAGAAUGUGCAUUUGGCCAAAGCCAUUGACAUUCUCAAGAACAACUUGCAUCUUUCCAUGAAUGUCAAAACCAACCUUUUAGUCUUUAAGGAACUGGUGACCCGGAUAGCGGAGGAAAGGAAGAACGGGGUUCCUCACCUUCCUAAAAUUGGUGAUGGGAAGAAAAGCUCCCGCUACUCUGUUCCUGAGCUUGGGGUCACUCCUGGGGUCAUAAGUCAAGAGAAGGUCAGCAAGAAAGUCAAAGCACACACAGUGGGCGGCCGCAACAAACUGAUGAAGAUUCUAGACAAAACGCGCAUCACCAUCCUACCUCAGAAACCAUACAGUGACCUCGGCUUGGGGCAGACGCAAGAUGACAGCAGUGGCCUGAGGCAGACCAAGCAGGGUCCUCCCACCAUGCCUGUCAGCAGCAACUUGUCGUCCAGCAACCCUGAUUGCCAAGGCCAACAGCGCAUCAUUGACUACAGCACACAGCCACCUGCACCUGGAUUCACUCAAUUACAGGAUCAGGUGCUGCGCUGUCUUAAGCUGACCAGCCAAAGUCGUUACCUGCUAAUCAACAGAGACACCACGGCCAGAGAGGCGGCCAACCUGGCGAUCCGAGAGUAUGGUCUGACAGCUGCCCAGAAGCUUACUCGCUAUGUGAAGUGUCCCGUCACGCCAGAGGGUGUCAUCAAACAGAGGAGACUUCCAGACCAACUCUCAAAACUGGCAGACAGGAUCCAGCUCUGUGCCAGGUACUACCUUAAGAAUAACAUGGAGACAGAGACACUGUGUUCGGACAUGGAGGCUCAGGAAAUGCAGCGGGAGUCCCAGGUGUGCCUGUUGUCUCUGAGCUCCGCCGAAAUAGCAAAUCAGCUAUCGGCACGCAACUACCUGCUCUUCGCCAGCAUCGAGCCCACUGAUUACAUCUUAGACCUCUUCAAACUCUGCCCACACGACCUCCCCACCAGCCUCCGUAGCUUCGAGGACCUCGUAAAUCAAGAGACCUUCUGGGUCGCUACGGAGAUUGUACGGGAGCCCAACCAGUCCAAAAGGAUGAAGAUCAUCAAACACUUCAUAAAAGUCGCCCUACACUGCAAGGAAUGCCGAAACUUCAACUCCAUGUUUGCCAUUAUCAGUGGCCUCAAUCUGGCACCUGUGUCCCGUUUGCGGGCUACAUGGGAGCGCUUGCCUGGCAAGUAUGAGAAGCUGCUAUCCGAGCUGCAGGAGGUGUUCGACCCAUCACGCAACAUGGCCAAAUACCGCAAUCUGUUGAACAAGCACAACCUCCAGCCACCGGUCAUCCCCCUUUACCCCGUCAUUAAGAAAGACCUCACCUUCCUCCAUGAGGGUAAUGACUCUAAGGUGGAUGGUCUAGUAAAUUUUGAGAAGUUGCGGAUGAUUGCACGUGAGAUCAGACACGUGGUCCGAAUGGCAUGUGUCAGCACAGAUCCAGCGGUGCUCUUUAGGACCAGGAAGAAAAAGUGGAGGAGUCUUGGGUCUUUGAGCCAGGUGAGUGGCUCGUCUCUGGCGGAUGUGGGCACGGCGGCCGGGCGGAGGAGGGGCCGACGCAGCUCUUUCCUCAGUGCCAAGAAGCUCUACGAGUCAGAGCUGAUGAGCAGACGUGUGCGGCAGUACCUCGAUACACUGGAAUACGACAGCAAUGAGGAUGCCUUACACACACACUCACUGCAGUGGGAGCCCGCCACCAACAUGGUGAGCAAGACCACUACAGAGAAAAAACGAGCUGAUGCAUCUCCAGUCAGUCAGAGAAGCCCCACCCCAAAGCACCCCACUCGCAAGAAGCCACCUGGCAAAGAAUUGCCACCAUUCGGCGUCCCUUCCCCUGGCUCCCGGCAGAAGAUUCUUUCUCUGUCAGAAGAAGGGCAUGAUAGACAAAGAAGGCAACCAGAAGUCUGCCAAUCAAACAUUGGCCCUAUCCUCUCCACCCCACCCACUUCUCCUAAUGGCAUGCUGCGAAAAGGGCCAUACCUGUCUGGGAACGAAGCACCUGAUCAGCUGAGUGUCCUGAGUUCCUCCUCCUCUGAGCUCGCUGCAAGUGAAGACCACACACCCACCCACAUGCGGACCCUCUCUCAUCCACAUGCCCUGGCACACACACUCAGCACACAUCGGACUGAGCUCGACCAAAUCAGCCUUGGCUCUUACUCAUUGACCCAGGAUCAGUGUGAUCGCACAUCACUGGAUGCAGCUGACAGCGGCCGGGGCAGCUGGACCUCCUGCUCUAGUGGCUCCCACGACAACAUCCAAAGCCUUCCACAGCGCAUAGGUUACUAUGACAGCCGGAGCUGGGAGACUCUGUCAGAGGGGCAGGGGAUUGGGCGGAGCCAGUCAGCCACGCCCAUAGGCUACUGGGGUGAUGAAUCGGAAGGUGACACAGGAACGAUCAAGCGAAGGGGUGGAAAGGAUGAGGUGCCGAGUGUGCAGAAGAGUGCGGCGACUCGACGCGAAGGGCGUUUCCGAGAGCCGCCACCCACACCGCCUGGCUACACGGCUCUGUCUGUGGCCGAGGCAGAGGAGGUUAGCCAUGGCCAUGGCCGACGUCCACCAGACUACAAUGCAGCCCUGCAGAGGUCCCGCCUUCUUAAAAGGUCGUGUGACUUAGAACCUCCUCCACAGCCACGCCCAUCCAGUCGCAUGCACGGAUAUACCCACUGUCCAUCACCACGGCGACCACCGCGCGACGAAAAUGAACAGGUGUCAGCAGUAUGAAAAACAACUCCAUGCCCCUCAGCAAACAGCAGCCAAGCUGACAUUCGCCCAGCACACCAUAAGUUUUGCAGUGCUAUUAGAAGCUACUCAUAUGCAGGUGAACCCAAGCAAGCCCUGUUCAGACUCCUUACUUCUGCUGUCAGUCGACUGGUGCCUGUGGUUGCUGUCUGUUGAGUCCAUGAGUGAGGUCAGAGGGGCUUAACAUCACAAAAUACAAUUGGGAGGCAUUUAGAUCUCCUUUCUUGAGAAUCACUGUGAGAAAUAAGAGCAAGAUAUUUUGGCACUUUGAAGGAAAGACAAAUGAAUGAUGGAGAAUUGCCAGCUUAAACAAAAAAAAAAAUCAUGGAUAUUUUUUUUUUUUUUUUUUUUUACCAUGGAAACAGUGUUAUUUUACAUGUCUGAUGUCUACGCAGUCUGUUGUGUAUAUGUGUAUUGAGGAGAAUGGGGGGGUUUGGAGCUGCAUGCAAAGGAUACUUGAAUCAAAGGCUGCAUGUAUUUGCAGGCAAUAUUAGCCCUGUUCAGGCACAUAGAGCAAAAUAAAACUGCCAGUAAUCGACCUCAGAGGCAUCUUUAGUUCAGUGUUACAAGUGUUCAGUUGAUCAGUUAUUGUGCUUUUAAUCCUGUCUUAUCUGUUUAUAUUCCCACCUAAUUCUUCAGAUGUGUUUACCAGCACAUUUUUCUUUUAAUUAUUCAUUUUUAGAAUUGUUUAUUUUAUUUUAAUGUUGAAUCAGUUUGAUUCCCCUCUUUGCCGAUCAUGUAAUAUAAAGCAUACAUUGUAAACUGUUGCACAAAUGGGGAUAAACUUGUAAAAAUAGAAUGUUUGCAUAGUUGCUAUUUGUCAUAGUUAUUGCAUAGCUAUUUUUAGCUAGAUUAUAAUGACAUAAUAGAGAUAUGAAAAGCCUCCUCUGUCUCCAUUUCGUUACCAAGUCGUAUUUUCAUGCUGCAUGUAUUUGUAUGUCUUUUAAAAAGACAACUGGCAAUAGUCUUGAUCUCAUUUUGUAUUUUUAAUACAAUAAUUGUAAAUAUUGGUUAUAUUUUAAGAGUUGAGAGAUAUAUAUAUAUGUUUCAGGUAACAUUCAGCUGCCAUGAGUUUCAAAGACUGAGAAUAAAAUACUGUAGCAAUG
This is a messenger RNA of Electrophorus electricus (electric eel), 6233 nucleotides long. It is a transcript of the gene rapgef2a, whose product is annotated as Rap guanine nucleotide exchange factor 2a. The record is from RefSeq and is a predicted model, not a curated record. NCBI's taxonomy places the organism in Eukaryota, Metazoa, Chordata, Actinopteri, Gymnotiformes, Gymnotidae. Gene Ontology annotation, molecular function: protein binding; guanyl-nucleotide exchange factor activity. Gene Ontology annotation, biological process: small GTPase-mediated signal transduction.